AUGUCUGUUAGCAGCGACACUUUGCUAGCUGGCGGAAACCCGAGCAAUGGCGAGGGCACUGACGUAUUGACGCGGAUUCACCAAGCGCUGGAGGUUGUGCACAGUCCUCUCUCGAGCAAUGAUGCCCGCCGACAAGCUCAGUCGCUUCUCGAAGAGGUCAAAGGCAUACCUGAAGCUCCUUUUCAAGGAUAUCGAUUAGCUGCAGACAGGACCCAGCCACCAGUCGUUCGCCACUACGCCCUCUCGCUUCUCGAACAUGCUAUACGGUACCGGUGGUCUACAUACAACCAGGAACAAGCUACGGCCUUGCGGCAUUGGGUUUUUGAGUUGAGCCAGUCCGUCUCCAAAGGAGAUGCAUUCUAUCUCAGGAACAAGACAGCACAGUUGUGGGUUGAAAUUGCCAAGCGAUGCUGGGGGACCGAAUGGAUGGACAUGGACUCUUUGCUUGUUCAACUUUGGCAGAUCCAGGACUCGACGGUUCACAAGGAGCUAGUAAUGUUUGUUCUGGAAACCCUAUCCGAUGAGGUGUUUACUGGGGAUGACCCAGUGGUGGCGAUGAGGGAAGGUGUUCUUAGCAAGGCGUGCGUGGAGAUAUUCACGCCAACGUCAGUAUUGGUUGGGGCUUUCCCUCAUCGUCAUCCUGGCCCGGAUGUGCGCCAUGGACCCGAAGGAUGGCUCGAGCGUAUUUCUGAAUUCCUCAACUAUUGCGUCAGUUCCGACGUGAAGGAUAGUGCUGAAGCCAAGACCUGUGCAGUCAAGGCCCUCUCCGUCUUUUUGUCCCUUAUGCCGUGGGCCAUUCCCAAAGCCAUAGCGGCUGCACAGUGUGUGAACAUCAUGACUGCGAGUCUUGCAUCCUCACACACGGACAUUCAAAAGGCCUCCCUAGAAGCGCUCCAUGCUCUGUACUGUCGGACCAACUUCUCCGAUGACGAAUUUCGCGACCUUGUCGCCCCAAUGUACAGUCCCAGUUCAGUUGAUCUCUGCAGGGGUCUGUACAGCUGGGCUACCGUGGAUCCUGAGAAUAUUGAUGAAGAUAAAUAUCAGAUUCUCAAGAAGCUGUCAGAGAUGCUAUCCUGUCUUGCGGACUAUUUCGAACGAAAAUUCGCCCAAGUGCCUCAGGACGCGGCCAGCUCAGGAUUUUUUGGGCUCUUGCUCCAAGUAACGCAGAGUCCGAGUUUAAUGGUUUCGAUACCUAUCCUGGCAUCAUGGACCAGAAUUCUUGCUCAUAGAAGUCUUGGUUCCAGUUACUUAGUGUUGGAAAUUGUCGGUCCGCUUCUGGAAACUUGCAGUUCCAGAUUGGUGCGCUACGAAAAUUUCGCAGAAGACUCCACCGACCCUACAUAUCUUUUCUUGCUAGAUGACACGGAUACCAUCCCCGAGCGGCACGCGUUCUCGGGAAACUAUCGUAGAUAUAGCUCCCAGAUUAUCGAGCACAUCGUUCAGUUGAAACUUGUGGAUGCAGUCUCCUACAUCCUAGGCCGGGCAGAGCAUGUUCUACAGAACCUCUACGAUGGACAGCCAACCUUUAACAAGCAAACGUAUGCCAAACAUUCAAUGUCUGUUUUGCAAGUCGAUUCCCAUUUCACUGCCAUCGAGGCUACGUUGAAAGGUUACGUGAAAUGGAGGAGAUAUCAAGCAAGAGGUCACGAGCAGCAAGUUGUCGAAAUGGAGUCAAACCUAGAGUUGUGGUGUAAUAAGUUGCUCGAAAUGAGCUCCGAGGAUCCAAUGAUUCGCAAGCGCGCAUUACAACUUCUGGUUGUCUUCUCAAUUACUGCGCUCAACGAAAAAUCUGGAUUCAUGUUGAAAGUUCUCGAGCACAUUCUCCUAACAUGGCCUGCACUCGAACCUGAGCAUCGUGUAUAUAAUGAUGCCAUCAAGGACCUGCAAAGUGAGAGUAUGAUUGAGCUGCAGCGCCUCGCGGCUGAAAUGCCUGAUCACCUCUUGCUGGCUGAAUUCGUUGACCCUGUCAAAGCCCAGUGGCAGAGUGAGCCGAUUCGGGCGUCGCUCAAAUCUCACACGGACUUCUGCAAGUACCUGGGCCUUGACAAGGCGCAAAAAUACCUUGCCAGCAGACGUGCACAUGAACUUAAGGAUUGGGGCUCAUGCGAAUUGGAUUCAGAGGGUCUGUCACUUCAAAAUGAGCUUGAGGAGCGGUUAAAGACUCUUCCUUUGCGGCCUACAAAAUCAUUCCUUGCCUUUUCAGUAGAGCGGGUGGAUAAGUUCUCACCAGCUUUUCAGGCGUCUUGCGCGCUUUGGCAGCGGGGUUUCUCCAACAUCGUCGCCGAUUUACUUGAAUAUUUAAAAUUUGCACACGCGACACACAACCCUGCCAGUUGGCUAGAGUUGCCCACAGAAAUGCGAGGCAUGGUGGACCGCGUUCUCAGCGACAGAUUUUGGCAAGCCGGAAUAUCCGAAGGCAGUAAAGACGACUUUUAUGCGAGAGUUAUGGACAAGAAAAACACGAUUGAAGGCCUUACCUCGACUAUCCGAGGCUCGUUCUUCGGCUUCAGCGGCCUAUCUGGCCCUCUAUCAGAAGCUUUGUUCUCGAACUCUAUAUGGCUAUCUACGCACCAGCAGAGAAACUUGCUGGACUUGGUGCGGUAUCUAGUCCGUGAAUGCCCCGUAGAGUACAGGGAACAAUUCCUUCCACAGCUCUUGGCGGCUUGCUUCACACAGAUGGAUGCCAAAGUUAACGGCGAGUGGGAGAGAAUGGAAAAACAGCAAACUUCCAUGGUGAACGGCGAAGCAGAACUUCAGGAAGAAAUGAAAGCGGAGAGCAUUCUACGGCAAGUAACGCAUACAGCUGUCAUGAUGGUGGCUGAUUUCCUGGAUCCUACAAAAUCAAAUCCGCCCACGCUCAAGUCCCGAAACCGAAAGGAGGGUUCCGCAGAUGAGCCAACAACGCCUUAUCCGUCACUGAGGAAAUUCUGCCUCAUGCGACGAGAAAUUGUUGAGCCGUUACUGGUGUUUUGCACUCAUGGCAUCCGGAUGAGGGAUACGCGAUGCUGCGGAAUGGUCCUUCGACUGUUCAUCUCUCUGGUUCCCGAGUUUCAGUUUGUCCAGGACCAAGGACAAAGCCGGCCAACGGGGAAUCUUCAUGAUGACGGGCUUGGUUCAACUCACACAGACACUACGCCAGUGCCCGCUGGUAUCGCCUCGGUCAUCAGGGAAUAUAUCGCGCAACACGUCUUAAAAGCUUGUUUGACAUCGUUCCACGAACCCUACUUUGUGGAGGUGCAGAAAGAGCUGGCCUCAUUGAUCGCAACCAUCGUGGUCUAUUAUAGCCCCAUUACAGCGACACCGAAGGAAAUUCUUUUAUCUCUACCAAAUGUGAACCCGGUCGAGCUUGAACGACUUGCGCCAUACAUGGCCAAGCCGGGAUCCCAAACCCGCCAGCAACGCGCGAUUGUUCUGGAGCUCCUGAGAGACCUGAAAGGAGUGAGUGUAUCUGAAAUGGGAAGACUCGCCAAAACCGCGGGCUUUGGUGGUUCAACACGCAACAAAAGAAGCAACAGGAGCAAGAUGGCACAGGGGUUCUUAAAUAAUGCAACAGAAGCCGAAGGUGGUGUAACCCGAGGAAACGGUGUGGCGGAUGCUCUACCGGCGACACCGGAUGCUCUGGAAGGCGUGUCUGGUUUGUUCGAAGGUUAG
Messenger RNA from Metarhizium album ARSEF 1941, 3651 nucleotides. RefSeq names its product KapL. Gene Ontology annotation, biological process: RNA export from nucleus; protein export from nucleus. Gene Ontology annotation, molecular function: nuclear export signal receptor activity; RNA binding; small GTPase binding. Bases 1 to 3651 code for a protein of 1216 amino acids. The transcript is spliced from 11 exons. Gene Ontology annotation, cellular component: nucleus; RNA nuclear export complex; cytoplasm. NCBI's taxonomy places the organism in Eukaryota, Fungi, Ascomycota, Sordariomycetes, Hypocreales, Clavicipitaceae. The record is from RefSeq and is a predicted model, not a curated record.